AUGGUUUCCAACAUUUGGAUAGCUGCAGCCGACAAUCAAAGAACAAUAGUAGAACACUACAUUACCAGUGGUGAAUUCACUCCCAACUCAAAAGAUCCAAAUGGAUAUACACCAAUCCAUGCCGCUGCAUCAUAUGGUCAUAUUAAUUUAUUAAAAUAUUUAAUUGAUAAUGGCGGAAAUGUAAAUAUUCAAGAUAAUGACGGAGAUACUCCCUUACAUCAUGUUGAAGAUGUUAAGACUGCGAAGUAUUUGAUAGAGGAAUUAGGGGCGGACUAUAAGAUUAAGAAUGGAGAAGGGAUGAGUGCGAGGGAGUAUAUUGAGGAUGAAGGGGAAUUUGAAGAUGUGGCGGAAUAUUUGAGACUGUUGGCGCAUGAUAAACCAGUAUUGGGUGGACUGGAUGGAGGGUUUGUUGAGAGUUUACCUCAGCCGGGGAAUAUUGAUGGACAUGAGAUUAGAUAUAGUAUGGAGAAUGAGAUAGAAAAUGAGGAAUUAUCACCGGAAGAAGUAGAAGAAAGGAGAAAGAAGAUUCAAGCGAUUUUGGAAAGUGAGAAUCCUGAAGAAGCUUUGAGAGAAUUAGUUAAGAAUGCUGUGCAUGAAGGUAUGACUCAAUUUAAACAAGAUCAAGAACAGGUACAACAAGAGGAAGCUGGGCCAUCGUCAAAGAGAAGAAGAUAG
This is a messenger RNA of Hemisphaericaspora subhashii, 675 nucleotides long. RefSeq lists its product as uncharacterized. Bases 1 to 675 code for a protein of 224 amino acids. The transcript has a single exon. NCBI's taxonomy places the organism in Eukaryota, Fungi, Ascomycota, Pichiomycetes, Serinales, Debaryomycetaceae. Gene Ontology annotation, molecular function: protein binding. The record is from RefSeq and is a predicted model, not a curated record.